This is a messenger RNA of Osmerus eperlanus (European smelt), 3008 nucleotides long. Its product is annotated as ras-related protein Rab-8A. Lineage: Eukaryota; Metazoa; Chordata; Actinopteri; Osmeriformes; Osmeridae. Gene Ontology annotation, biological process: Golgi vesicle fusion to target membrane; protein localization to plasma membrane; endocytic recycling. The transcript is spliced from 8 exons. Gene Ontology annotation, cellular component: endosome; dendritic spine; plasma membrane. Bases 44 to 664 code for a protein of 206 amino acids. The record is from RefSeq and is a predicted model, not a curated record. Gene Ontology annotation, molecular function: GTPase activity; GTP binding.
UGCUUUGCGGCUGCCGGGCGGGAUAUCCGCAUUAGCUAAUAACAUGGCGAAGACUUACGAUUACUUGUUUAAACUACUCCUGAUCGGAGAUUCAGGCGUCGGGAAGACAUGUGUCUUAUUCAGAUUUUCAGAAGAUGCCUUCAAUUCAACGUUUAUCUCUACUAUAGGCAUCGACUUCAAAAUUAGAACGAUAGAGCUAGAUGGAAAGAAGAUCAAGCUACAAAUAUGGGACACAGCUGGGCAGGAGCGGUUCCGAACAAUAACAACAGCCUACUAUAGGGGAGCCAUGGGCAUCAUGUUAGUGUACGACAUCACCAACGAGAAGUCAUUCGACAACAUCAAGAACUGGAUCAGGAACAUCGAGGAGCACGCCUCGGCGGACGUGGAGAAGAUGGUGCUGGGCAACAAGUGUGACGUCAACGACAAACGUCAGGUGUCCAAAGACAGGGGCGAGAAGCUGGCGUUGGAGUACGGCAUCAAGUUCAUGGAGACCAGUGCAAAGGCCAACAUCAACGUGGAGAAUGCCUUCUUGACGCUUGCCAGAGACAUCAAAGCCAAAAUGGACAAGAAACUGGAGGGGAACAGCCCCCAGGGCAGUAGUCAGGGGGUGAAGAUCACAGAACAGCCCAAGAAGAGCAGUUUCUUCCGCUGCUCCCUGCUGUGAGGUCUGCUCCUCCCCCUCCGCCUUAACUUGUCCCUUAUUGGACAGAACUGGACUGGGCGUGCUCAGAGCUCUCCUCCUUUCUUCCCUCCCUCCCUCCUCUUUCACCCUGCCUUAGUUGAUCCCACUCUCCCAUGCCUUACGAGGCAGGCGGUUGGUUCCUGUGCCUCACCAUGGUGCCCAGGUCCUGAGGGCGGUGGUGCUCUAAUUGGUUUAUUACUAUCAGGUUAACAAUCAUCGGAAUCAGUCAGGUGAUUAAGUGGUCUAAGGAGGACCUGGUGCCUCCUGUUUCAUCACGUUGUCCAGACCUCAGACCAGGUUGAACCCUGAAGGUCCCACCAAGGUUGUCCUCCUCCCACUGUCUCCCCCCCCUUCUCUCUCUCUCUCUCUCUCUCUCUCUCUCUCUCUCUCUCUCUCUCUCUCUCUCUCUCUCUCUCUCUGUCUCUCUCGCUAUAUGUCUCUCGCCCUCGUUUGUUUUGUUAUCGGUACUCAACUGCUUGUCAGUUCGGAGUCGCACUCAUGCCAAGUGAACUUCUACUGUGAAGUCUGUACCUUCCGGCAUUUUCCUCCUCCCACGCCAGGUUGAGUUCCAAUUGUUCAGAGUUCCACUUAUGUUCAAUUGAAAAUGUGUGUUUCCUUGGUGAGCAUCCUUACUUCAACAUCUUGGAUUGAAAGCAGUUUUUCAAGAAACGGUUGCCAGUACGGGCUGAAGUUUUCCAAAUCAAAGCCACUUUACACCUACCUUGUUGGAUGUUCUCGUUGCUGUGUCUUUUGAGAUGAUGUGUGAUACAGUUCAGUGAGGCUAACCCCUGUUGUUGUUUAGAUUAUAAAUAUGGAUGGUCAGGGUUAUUGCAUAUUUCCUCAUGGGAUUUCCGUUUCAUCUGAAAAAUGGGGGGGGGGGGGGUUCAAUACACAGUGACAUUCCAUUUCUGAUAGUUUCAUCUUUUAUCCUUGUAUGUGUUGUAUUGUAGCUCUGAGGUCUGUAGUUUUUACACACCAGUAUUAUUCCCUUCAAUAGGCCUUAUUAUUCCCAACAGCAUUCUACUGUUGUGCACUUGAUUAAGCUGGUCAGGGUUUUGAGCUGUAAGUAACAAUACAAGCACCAGGGGGCAACCGCAUAUGUCCAAGACCGGGAAGACGAUUUUGAAUAGGAGAUCAGUUUACCAGAUAUUAGUAUUACUCACAUACGAUUUGUUCGUGGCGCUAGAGUAUUAAUAAUAAUAAACAGCGCAAUUAACAUACUGUUAUACUUUAGUGUGGAGCAAAAGACUUGCAAUAGAUCUACAGUAAAAAGCAAUGAGUGAAAUAGGUUUCUGGUUUAAAGAUGCUCUUUUGUGGUCUUCGUCAUGCACUUUCCUGUAGCCCUCUUUAUUCCAGGACUAGUUGAGGGUGAACUUGAUGCUAUAUUCCACAUUACUCCAGACCAGACCACAAUAUUGAGAUGUUCUCAUGCUGGUCUUCCUAUUUGUAUUUCCUGGUGUAGAAUGAUUCAUUAUUGUUGACCUAUCGUUUUGUUUGCCUGGCCUUCCCUUCCCUAUACUUUCCUCUGAGCCCGCCCCUGUUCCAUAUCAACACAUUGUGUCUUAUCAAGGCCUGAUUGAGGGUCGUUCUUCUCAAUCGCGGCCGCCUGAACUAUGCACCUGGAGACUGGAGGGCUGUCGGAUCACAGCACAUUCCACAUGAUGAAAAGACAUGCUUCUCUUUGAAAAUAGAAAUGUGCAAAGGGUCUCUAUUCCUCUGUUUGGUUUCUCUUUUAUGUUUCUCUUUCGACAUUUUUCUUUCACGCCCAUCAUUCCUGAUUUAUUUUUGUCUUCAUGUCGCUCGUGAGUUUCUUCCUCAAUGCAAGCGUCUAUAGGAAAAUUAAAAGCAUAGAACACUUCACUGUAUGACCUUUCUCUGAAUUUACACAACUGUUUUCUCUAGUGGCCUUAAAAACCCUCUGAAGCUCCAGAACUCUAUGCUCCUCCCAGUCCCACACUUGCAGGAAGGCUCACGAUCAUGGUUUUCUUUAAAUCUGACAGAUUUUCAUGUGGCAGUAUUGUUUUUGAUUUGACCAUAAUCUGAAGGUUUUCCCCUCCCAAUUAUUACUAUUAUUUGUCUUAUUUGUCUAUCAUUAAACGUUUAUAAAGUUAUUUCUUUGAACGUCAUUAGCUUGUCCAAGUCAUUAUUUUGAUUUCUUGUUAGUGGGUUGAAUGGGAGAGAAAUUUGCAUUUUGGAAUUUAAAAAAUGUAAAUAAUACGAUAAAAUUAAGAUGAUUGUACCAUGCUUUUUAAAAAUCGUAUUGAGAUGUUCUGUCGAUAUGUGAUAUCUGAUGAUUUAUAAUUAAAAUGAGAUUCUUUAAAACAGG